GGAAGUUUAAAUGCUGAGUGCAAACCACUGUGAGGUGUGAGAGUCCUGAGAGUUACAGGGGAAGGACGCGGCGAUGGAGCUUUUCUCUGUGUUUGCCUCCGCUGUUCUGGUCAGUGUGGUCAGCGCUGGGAUCCCUCAUGAUGGAAUACACUGGACAUACCACGAGGGAGCCCUGGACCAAUUGCACUGGGCAACCAAGUACCCUGCGUGCGGCGGGAAGAAGCAGUCCCCGAUUGACAUCCAGAGGCGCAAGGUGAGAUACAACCCUGACAUGCUGCAGCUGGAGCUCAGCGGAUACGAUGAACAGAAAGGGAAUUUCCUCAUGACAAACAACGGGCACACAGUUCAAAUCAACCUACCUCCCACUAUGGUGAUCACAAAGGGCCUCCCAGGAAAGUACACAGCUGUCCAGAUGCACCUGCACUGGGGCGGCUGGGACCUGGAGGCCAGCGGAUCAGAGCACACCAUAGACGGCAUCCGCUACAUGGCAGAGCUCCAUGUCGUCCAUUACAACUCUGACAAGUACAACAGCUUCACUGAGGCCAAAGAUAAGCCAGACGGACUGGCAGUGCUCGCCUUUAUCUAUGAUGACGGGCACUUUGAGAACACCUACUAUAGUGACUUUAUCUCAAACCUGGAGAAAAUCAAGUAUGCAGAUCAGUCCAUGAACAUAUCGAGCCUCGAUGUGCGCUCCAUGCUCCCCGAGAACCUCAACCAUUUCUUCAGGUACCAGGGCUCCCUGACCACGCCGCCCUGCCACGAGAGCAUCCUCUGGACGGUGUUUGAUACACCCAUCACUCUUUCACAUAACCAGAUCAGGAAGCUUGAGAGUACGCUAAUGGACAUGGACAACAAGACCCUGUGGAAUGACUACCGCGUCGCUCAGCCUCUCAACAACCGUGUGGUGGAGUCAUCUUUCCUGCCACGUAUCGGGAAAGGAACAUUUUGUAGGCAAGAUGAGAUCGAGUCCAAGCUGCUGAAGAUCGAGGGGCUGAUAACAUCCCUUGGGAAGAGCAUGCACUCAGGUGGAUUUCGCAAUUCGAGGCCUACAAGCUACGACCCCAAUACUCUCUUUCCUUUGGUGCUCAACUUUGAAGAGAAAAAUUAUGGCGGCUAUGCUAUGGCCCGCCUCAACCGCCCCAUGGAGCUGGACUCCUUCACCGUCUGCAUGCACGUCCUGCCUAAAGUGGACUCGGUGUGCACCAUCAUGUCCUACUCCAGUAACGGCAACGACAACGAGCUCAUGAUCUCCAUCAUCGAGGACAGAGACGUCAAAGAAGUGGGCCUCUGGAUCGGCAACGAGUUCGUGAACCUGCCGCACAACUUCAGGUCCCGUGACUGGGCGAACUACUGCAUCACCUGGUCGUCCCACACCGGUGGGGCGGAGCUGUGGAUCAACGGCAUGGUGGGCGAGCAGCGGUACCUGAAGAGCGGUUACACAAUCAGCCCCGGCGGUGUGUUCAUCCUGGGAAAAGACCAGGAUGGGCUACUGGGAAUCUCCGAUGCGGAUGCAUUUGCGGGAAAGAUGACUGAUCUCAACAUUUGGGACUAUGUGCUGACCACGGCAGAUAUCCGGGACCAGAUGUCGUGUAACAGUAACAGCACCACCGGGGGGAACGUGUUCAGCUGGGGAACCACCAAACUUAGUCUGUACGGAGGCGUGCAGCUGGACAACCAGUACAGAUGCUCCUGAAAGAACCUGUGUCACUUCUGUUUGUACGGGCUUUAAAAAAUAAACUGCAAUAAACCAAAUUAUCACUGCUGAUGGUUGAUGAGGAUUUAAAAUGUUCACGAAAAAUAUAAUGCAUUUCAGGGACCUGUGUGUCAAUGUUUAAUGGAAAUGUAUGUUGCAGCUUCAGCCAUGUAUUGAAUUACUAUCUUUGCAUCAUUAAUAAAGGCUUACAAGAGA
Molecule: messenger RNA, 1909 nt
Organism: Mugil cephalus (flathead mullet)
Lineage: Eukaryota; Metazoa; Chordata; Actinopteri; Mugiliformes; Mugilidae
Gene: ca6
Product: carbonic anhydrase VI
Exons: 10
Coding region: 74-1693 (539 amino acids)
Molecular function (GO): carbonate dehydratase activity; zinc ion binding
Source: RefSeq, a predicted model, not a curated record